AGCCCAUUGGACUACUACAAGUAACCCGACUCUACACAAGUCACAUUUCAACAAACAAAAAUAAACGCACAAAACACAUCUUCUUUUCUAGAAACCUCUGUAAAACCCCUAAUGGCCUUGCGUGCAGCAGCGACGGCAACAACAACGGCGGCGGUGGCACCGCGAGGUUUACGAGCACUACUAUCUACUUUCUCCUCAAACUUUGCAUUCAAUCCGCCAUCAUCAAAACAAGUUGAAAAGCCGCCACCAGCUGAACCAUCCACCAAUCUCUUCGUUUCUGGGCUAAGCAAACGUACUACCUCAGAAGGGCUCCGUGAAGCCUUUGUAAAAUUUGGCAAAGUAGACCAUGCCAGAGUGGUGACUGAUCGAGUAUCUGGUUAUUCCAAAGGUUAUGGGUUUGUUAGAUAUGCGACCUUGGAAGAUGCUGAAGCUGGUAUAAAGGGCAUGGAUGGCCAGUUUCUUGAUGGAUGGGUUAUCUUUGCCGAGUAUGCAAGACCAAGACCACCACCUCCCUCGAUGCAGAACGAUAAUACAGUACCUGGAUAUGGCAAUUACAAUUCACCAUCAUAUGGCAGGCAAUAAGAUGUAAACUGAGCAGUUCAUUGCGAUUUAAGUAACGUUUUCAACCUUACAAGGAAGGAGUUUGGAUCGUAGCACACUGCAUUGGUGUAUACUAAGCUGUCACUCAUUUUUUCAGAAGUCAAAUCAUCUCGGCCUUCAUGAUAAGCAUACAUUAAUAGAAUCUGUUAUAGAUAAAACUCAGAUAUGAUAUGUUCACAUUUCCUUUUCAGUAAUUUGCUAAGUUCUCAGAAAAAACUUGAUUUAUUUUUCA
Messenger RNA from Capsicum annuum, 832 nucleotides. Its product is annotated as organelle RRM domain-containing protein 2, mitochondrial. Gene Ontology annotation, biological process: mitochondrial mRNA modification. Gene Ontology annotation, cellular component: mitochondrion. The transcript is spliced from 4 exons. Lineage: Eukaryota; Viridiplantae; Streptophyta; Magnoliopsida; Solanales; Solanaceae. The record is from RefSeq and is a predicted model, not a curated record. Bases 112 to 582 code for a protein of 156 amino acids. Gene Ontology annotation, molecular function: RNA binding.